AUGGCGUCCACCACUACUAACCAACAACAUCAACAGCACCAGCAGAAUGACCUCUCUGUCCCCCAUGAGAGAACUGCCGACGAAAUCGAACAGCCCGUUGCCAUCCCCAAUGAUGACGAUGAUACGGAUGACAAUGGCAUCCCCCAGGGCUACAGUCUCAGCCGCCGCAACACAGAGUCCAUCAUGGACAGCGAGGACAAGAGAGAGCUCAACAGAAUCGCCUCCAUCCUCUCACAGCGCCGCUCUAGCGUGGCCUAUGAUCCUCAGCAGCAGCCCCAGGCGCUAGAGGCCAUUGACGAAGAUGCCGCAUACAACCCAGAGAAUGAAAACUUCGACAUUGAAAAGUGGGUGCGUCGCUUCUUCCAGGAGUCUCUAGAUGACGGCUUCUCCUCCAAGAGGACCGGCGUCUGCUUCCGUGACCUCGACAUCUACGGAUCUGGCUCAGCCAUCCAACUCCAGGAAACAGUUGGCUCCUUUGCCACAGCUCCCGCCAGAAUUGGCGAGUUGUUCAGCUUCAAGAAGGAUGACCACAAGCAGAUCCUCCACGGCUUUGAUGGUGUUGUCAAGCCUGGAGAACUCCUUGUUGUUCUUGGCCGCCCCGGCUCUGGCUGCAGCACCUUCCUCAAGACUCUCUGUGGCGAGCUCCAUGGCUUGAUGGUUGGCGACAAGACCAAGAUUCACUACAACGGUAUUCCCCAGAAGCAGAUGAUUAAGGAAUUCCGAGGCGAGACCAUUUACAACCAAGAGGUGGACAAGCACUUCCCUCAUCUUACCGUUGGUCAAACCCUCGAAUUUGCUGCCACUGUUCGUGCUGCCAUCCGCGACUCCCACGGUAUGACCCGCAAGGAGCUCAUUGGCUACAUCACAAAGGUUGUCAUGGCCGUCUUUGGCCUCUCCCACACCUACAACACCAAGGUGGGCGACGACUUUGUUCGUGGCGUGUCUGGUGGUGAGAGAAAGCGUGUGUCCAUUGCCGAAAUGGUGCUUGCUGGUUCGCCCUUUGUUGCAUGGGACAACAGUACUCGCGGUCUUGACUCCGCUACUGCGCUCAAGUUUGUCGAGUCGCUCCGUAUGGCUAGCGAUGUUAUCCAGCAGACCAGUGCUGUUGCCAUUUACCAAGCCAGUCAGGCCAUCUACGACCUCUUUGACAAGACUGUCGUCCUCUACGAAGGUCGCCAGAUCUACUUUGGCCCGGCCGAUGGCGCCAAGCGCUACUUUGAGAAGCAGGGCUGGUUCUGCCCGGCUCGUCAGACGACUGGCGAUUUCCUCACCUCCGUCACCAACCCCGUUGAGCGCAAGGCCAAGGAAGGUAUGGAGGGCAAGGUUCCCCGUACCCCCGAGGACUUUGAGCGCGCCUGGAGACAGUCUCCGGAAUACGCCAUGCUCAAGAAGGAAAUGGAUGUCUACGAUCUCGAAUACUCUGGUGAAUCUCAGACCCAGUCUGUCACCCACAUGCGCGAGCAAAAGAACCUGCGUCAGGCCAAACACGCGCGCCCCAAGUCAUCCUACCUCCUUACGCCUGGUCUGCAGAUUCUGGCCCUUACCAAGCGCGCCUACCAGCGUAUUCUGGGAGAUAUUGCUGCCACUGGCGCCACUGUUGCCAGUCAAUUGGUCAUGUCCCUCAUCAUUGGUAGUAUCUUCUACGGCACGCCUGACACCACCGACGGCUUCUACGCCAAGGGCUCCGUCCUCUUCAUGGCUAUUCUCAUGAAUGCGCUCACGGCGAUUUCCGAAAUCAACAGCUUGUAUGCCCAGCGACCCAUCGUGGAAAAACAGGCUUCGUAUGCCUUUUACCACCCGGCCGCGGAAGCAGCAGCUGGUGUCGUCUCGGAUAUUCCCAUCAAGUUUGUCACUGCUACCGUCUUCAACCUGGUCCUGUACUUCCUCUCUGGUCUCCGCCGCGAACCAGCCCAGUUCUUCCUCUACUUCCUCAUCACGUUCCUGUCCACCUUUGUCAUGAGCGGUGUGUUCCGCACCCUUGCUGCCGUUACCAAGACCGUCUCGCAAGCCAUGGCGCUCUCUGGUGUCAUGGUCCUCGCCCUUGUCAUUUACACUGGUUUCACUAUUACCGUUCCCGAUAUGCACCCGUGGUUCUCUUGGAUUCGAUGGCUCAACCCCAUCUUCUACGCCUUUGAAAUCCUUGUCGCCAAUGAGUUCCACGGUAGAGAAUUCCCCUGUGCCUCCUUCAUCCCGCCUCGUGCCGUGGCUGUCGGCAGCUCCUUCGUCUGCAGCGUAUCUGGCUCCCGUGCUGGCGCGGAAACUGUCAACGGUGACGACUUCAUUGCAGCCAACUACGAGUACUACUACAGCCAUGUUUGGCGUAACCUCGGUAUCCUCUUUGCGUUCCUGUUUGGCUUCAUGAUCAUCUACUUUGCGGCAGUCGAGCUCAACUCGUCUACCAGCAGCACCGCCGAGGCCCUCGUCUUCCAGCGUGGCCAUGUUCCCGCCUAUCUCAAGGACGGCAAGGCGAAGCCAGAACUGACCGAAGGCGAGGCCGCCAACAAGGAAGCGGGUGACCAAGAAGUCAAGAUCCCUCCACAAAAGGACAUCUUCACCUGGCGCAACGUCGUGUACGACAUCCACAUCAAGGAAGAGCAGCGUCGCUUGCUCGACAAUGUCUCUGGUUGGGUCAAACCUGGUACUUUGACCGCGCUCAUGGGUGUCUCUGGUGCCGGUAAGACCACUCUUCUCGAUGUCCUCGCCCAGCGAACCACCAUGGGUGUCAUUACUGGCGACAUGUUUGUCAACGGCAAGCCUCGCGACCCUAGUUUCCAGCGCAAGACCGGUUACGUCCAGCAACAGGAUCUGCAUCUCGAGACCUCUACUGUCCGCGAAAGCCUACAGUUCAGCGCCCUCCUCCGUCAACCCGCAUCUGUCAGCAAGAAGGAGAAGUUCGAGUUUGUGGAAGAAGUCAUCAAGAUGCUCAACAUGGAAGAAUUCGCCAACGCUGUCGUCGGUGUCCCCGGCGAAGGCCUCAACGUUGAGCAGCGCAAGCUCCUCACCAUUGGUGUCGAGCUGGCCGCCAAACCCAAGCUCCUCCUCUUCCUUGACGAGCCUACCAGUGGUCUUGACUCCCAGAGUUCCUGGGCUAUUUGCAACUUCCUGCGCAAGCUCGCCGACUCUGGCCAAGCCAUUCUCUGCACCGUCCACCAGCCCUCUGCCAUUCUGUUCCAAUCCUUUGAUCGCCUUCUCUUCCUUGCCCGAGGCGGCAAGACCGUCUACUUUGGCGAUAUUGGCGAAAACUCCCACACCCUUCUCGAAUACUUUGAGCGCAACGGCGGACGCAAGUGCGGCGACAGCGAGAACCCAGCCGAGUACAUGCUCGAGGUUGUUAAUAAGGGCAAGAACGCAAGCGGCCAGGACUGGCACUCUGUCUGGAACAACAGUCCCGAAUACACGGCUACAUUUACCGAGUUGGACCGCAUCCAUGAGGAGAAGAAGCACGUUGCCGUCUCGGGAGGUGACGAUCCCCACGAGCACGACGAGUUUGCCAUGCCCUUUAUGAGCCAGCUCGCCGCCGUCACUCACCGUGUGUUCCAGCAAUACUGGCGCAUGCCCAGCUACGUGUUUGCCAAGUUUGCUCUCGGUAUCGCCGCCGGUCUCUUUAUCGGUUUUACCUUUUACGAUGCCAAGGGCUCUAUCGCUGGCAUGCAGACUGUUCUGUUCUCCGUCUUCAUGGUCACCACCAUCUUUUCUACCCUCGUCCAACAGAUUCAACCCCUCUUCGUCACCCAGCGAUCUCUCUACGAAGUCCGCGAGCGCCCCAGCAAAGCGUACUCCUGGAAAGCCUUCAUUAUUGCCAAUAUUGUCGUGGAGUUCCCGUACCAGAUCAUCACCGGUAUCCUCAUCUUCGCCUGCUUCUACUACCCCGUUGUUGGCAUCCAGGACUCUGAGCGCCAAGGUCUCGUGCUUCUCUUCAUCAUCCAGCUCUUCAUCUACGCCAGCGCCUUUGCCCACAUGACAAUUGUCGCCAUGCCCGAUGCCCACACUGCCGCCGCCAUCGUCGUCAUCCUGACCAUGAUGAGUAUCGUCUUCAGCGGUGUGCUGCAGACCCCCGAUGCCCUCCCCGGUUUCUGGAUCUUCAUGUACCGCGCCAGUCCCUUCACUUACUGGAUCGGCGGUAUUGUCGCUGCGGAGCUCCAUGGCCGCCAAGUGCAAUGUGCUGAUCGCGAGACCACGCCCUUUGACCCUCCUGCAGGCAUGACUUGCCAGCAGUACUUUGGAUCUAUUGCGCAGAAGCUUGCUGCCAAUGGCGGCUCAUCUAGCGCCACUGGCCACUUGGUUCCUGGAACCGAGAAUGCUACAUCUGGCUGCGAAUUCUGCCCUCUCAAUGUUGCUGACGACUUCCUCGCCUCAUCCAAGAUCUUCUGGAGUGAGCGCUGGCGCAACUUUGGCAUUGUCUGGGUCUAUGUCGUUUUCAACAUCUUCAUGGCUGUCGUCAUCUACUACAUGUUCCGUGUCCGCAAGAGCGGUGGUGGAUUGAAGAACUUCAAGCUACCCUGGGCUAAGAAGACAGAGAAGAAGACUGACGAAACAGCCGCCAAUGCGAAGACCGAGACGGAGUCCGCUGCCAGCAAUGGCUCAAACAAUGGCAACAGUGCCUAA
[Torrubiella] hemipterigena is the source of this 4605-nucleotide messenger RNA. The record is from the annotation of a GenBank genome assembly. Lineage: Eukaryota; Fungi; Ascomycota; Sordariomycetes; Hypocreales; Clavicipitaceae.